UAUCCGCUUCGGUUCACUUCCCUCCGCCCCGCCCCCACCCAUGGCCACGCCGCUCCUUCUCCCGUCCCGCGCCGCCCAUGCUUCCAACACCUGCGCCUCCCAACACCUCACCGCGGCCACCUCCAAGGAGCCUCCGCCCCCGUCCCGGCUCGGGCGCAAGCGCAGCUGGGAAGGGAUCCCCUGCCUCGGCCCCAAGUCCCUUGUCCUCUCCCACGCCGCGGCGGGCCGCAUGGACGAGGCCGUGGACGCCUUCACGGCCGUCAGGAGCCCCGACGCUUUCCUUCACAACGUCAUGAUCCGCGGCUUCGCCGACGCGGGCCUCCCGGGUGACGCGCUCGCGGCCUACCGCGCCAUGCUGGCGGCCGGCGCGCGCCCCGACCGCUUCACCUUUCCCAUCGUCGUCAAGUGCUGCGCGCGCGUCGGCGGCCUCGACGAGGGCCGCGCGGUGCACGCCGCGGUGAUCAAACUCGGUCUGGGGGACGACGUGUACACGGGCAACUCGCUCGUCGCGUUCUAUGACAAACUCGGCCUCGUCGGGGACGCCGAGAGUGUGUUCGACGGAAUGCCAGUGCGUGACAUCGUCUCGUGGAACACGAUGGUGGAUGGUUACGUGUCGAACGGAAUGGGGGAAUUGGCACUGGCAUGCUUCCAGGAGAUGAACGAUGCGCUACAAGUGCAGCAUGACAGUAUUGGGAUAUUAGCUGCUCUUGCGGCUUGCUGCUUGGAGUCAGCAUUGAUGCAGGGGCGGGAGAUCCAUGGAUAUGUCAUCAGACACGGGCUGGAGCAGGAUGUCAAGGUGGGGACUUCUCUUCUUGACAUGUAUUGCAAAUGUGGUGAAGUUACGUCUGCCGAGAAUGUGUUUGCAACAAUGCCAUUGAGGACCGUGGUGACAUGGAAUUGUAUGAUAGGUGGGUAUGCGCUGAAUGAACGGCCUGCAGAUGCAUUUCAUUGCUUCAUGCAAAUGAAAGCCGAGGGCUUCCAGGUGGAAGUGGUCACCGCUAUCAAUUUUUUGGCCGCCUGUGCUCAAACUGAAAGCUCACUGUAUGGAAGGAGCGUUCAUGGUUAUGUAAUUCGAAGACUGUUUCUUCCUCACGUGGUGCUUGAGACUGCUCUUCUAGAGAUGUAUGGCAAAGAUGGCAAAGUGGAGUCAUCUGAAAAGAUUUUUGGUCAGAUAACAGACAAAACUCUUGUAUCAUGGAAUAAUAUGAUUGCUGCCUACAUGUACAAGGAAAUGUAUAGGGAAGCCAUCACAUUGUUCCUGGAGUUACUCAAUCAACCUCUCUAUCCUGAUUAUUUCACCAUGUCGACAGUAGUACCAGCAUUUGUCUUGCUGGGGUCACUGAGACAAUGCAGGCAAAUGCACAGCUGCAUUAUCAGGUUAGGCUAUGGAGAUAACACUCUCAUUAUGAACGCAGUUAUGCAUAUGUAUGCAAGGUGUGGCGAUGUUGUGGCCUCAAGGGAGAUCUUUGACAAAAUGUCAGGCAAGGAUGUAAUCUCCUGGAACACGAUGAUUAUAGGAUAUGCAAUUCACGGACAGGGAAAGGCUGCACUGGAAAUGUUCAAUGAGAUGAAAUGUAAUGGUUUAGAACCAAAUGAGAGUACCUUUGUCUCUGUGUUGACUGCUUGCAGUGUUUCAGGCUUGGCAACAGAAGGCUGGUUGCAGUUCAACUUAAUGCAACAAGAGUAUGGUAUGAUUCCACAGAUUGAGCACUAUGGAUGCAUGACUGAUCUUCUGGGUCGGGCAGGUGACCUUAGAGAGGUGUUGCAGUUUAUUGAAAACAUGCCAGUAGCUCCAACAUCCAGGAUUUGGGGUUCCUUACUAACUGCAAGCAGGAACAGGAAUGAUAUAGAUGUAGCAGAAUAUGCAGCGGAGAAGAUAUUCCAACUGGAACAUGACAACACUGGCUGCUAUGUUGUUCUGUCCACCAUGUAUGCUGAUGCUGGGAGGUGGGAGGAUGUGGAGAGGAUAAGAUCUCUGAUGAAGGAGAAGGGGUUGCAAAGAACGGAAGCAAGAAGCCUUGUUGAGCUUCAUGGCAAGGAGUGCAGUUUUGUCAAUGGGGACAUGUCUCACCCUCAGAGCGAGACAAUUCAUGAAUUGUCUGAUAUUCUAUCAAGAAAGAUUGGAGAAACUUUAGAUGACCCAAUUAAUCACCGUGAUUCGGUUCCUUAUGCACCAGGGAGAACAGUAAUGCCUAAUAAGCAUAGUGUAAGGCUGGCUGUUGCUUUUGGUUUGAUAUCAUCUAAGGUUGGAACCCCUAUUCUUGUUAAGAAGAAUGUGCGUGUAUGCAACAACUGUCAUUAUGCACUCAAGUUGAUAUCAAAAUAUUCGAGACGGAAGAUUGUCGUUGGCGACACAAAAAUCUAUCACGUAUUUUCAGAUGGCUCUUGUUGCUGUGGUGACUACUGGUGAAUUGUUACCUACCUACGGUUGAUGCAUUGCCCGAAUGAAUUUCGGCAACAACAACAGAACGCCUGGGAUGCAAAACACCCGGCAUUUCAGAAAAUUGACACAAGGUAUGAUGGUAAGCUACUACUUGCAUUAAUGGAAUCCUAAGUAGUGGUAGCAGUGGCUGGAGGGAACAGUUUUUGCCCCUCUUUGAAACUGCGACAGGAAAAAAGUGACUCACUACUGAUUACACACAUUGGACAUUGGACACGAAGUAAGCAUCAUCUUUUGUAGCAAUUGAAAGUAGCAUGAUGUACAAAGUCGAUUCUUUUUAAGUGAAUCUGAAAUACAAGUAACUCUUUAUACGAUAACAUCA
Molecule: messenger RNA, 2762 nt
Organism: Phragmites australis (common reed)
Lineage: Eukaryota; Viridiplantae; Streptophyta; Magnoliopsida; Poales; Poaceae
Product: pentatricopeptide repeat-containing protein At4g35130, chloroplastic-like
Exons: 1
Coding region: 41-2410 (789 amino acids)
Biological process (GO): RNA modification
Molecular function (GO): protein binding; RNA binding; zinc ion binding
Source: RefSeq, a predicted model, not a curated record